This is a messenger RNA of Pseudophryne corroboree (corroboree frog), 3477 nucleotides long. RefSeq lists its product as uncharacterized. The coding region runs from base 5 to 2359 and encodes 784 amino acids. The transcript has 6 exons. The record is from RefSeq and is a predicted model, not a curated record. NCBI's taxonomy places the organism in Eukaryota, Metazoa, Chordata, Amphibia, Anura, Myobatrachidae.
CCGCAUGUUGUACAACAGUCCCAAUAUCAGAGGGGGAAAGUCUGCCAGAGGCACUGCCAGCAUGGGAAAUAUGUGGCUUCCAAUUGUUCUGCUACUAGGGCUGAAGAUUGACGCAGGACAGACUCAGAGAACAUAUAUCACAGCCUUCAUGGAAAACUAUGCCGUAUCCACAGAUACAACGUUCCAGCUGUAUCUUGUGACAUAUAAUAAGACAGCCUCAGUCACGGUCACGGUGUCCAAUCCGUAUUUCAGCAAGAUGGUGUUCAUUGAGAGGGAAAGCAGUGCACUGGUGAACUUCGACUACACAUAUAUGAUCACUGAAAGCCAAGAGACUUCCAAGGCUGUGCUGGUGACAUCCGACGUUGACAUAUCUGUCUUUGCUUUCUAUACACAUGUCUAUUCCGCUGAGGCCAUGGCUUGUCUUAGUCUUGAAGACCUGGGAACAGAGUAUUACAUAUCAACUACUGGGCCAAGAACAAACAAUCAAUUUGCUGUGGCCAACGGCCUAGAAGAAGUUGUCUCAGUGACUGUGACUGUUUCUGGGUCCAUCACCUUUAAAGGCAUCUCCUACUCCAGUGGAGAUUCCUUCUCGUUACAACUUGCAUAUCAACAAGUCGUUCAGUUUCAAAGUGAAGAUGACCUCACAGGCACCAGGGUCUCAUCCACAGCCCCAGUAGCUGUGUUUAGUGGCCAAAAAUGCUUCUCCGGGAUCAACAAUGCAUGUGAUUCCUUGGCCGAGCAGCUACAUCCUGUGAAGAACUGGGGGAGCUUUUUUGCUGUAUUUCCAUUGUUGAACCACAAUAAGGAUGUCAUUAAAAUUUUAUCUGCAAGUUCAGAUACUACAGUGGAUAUUAAUGGUCCUAAGGGGGACACCAACUACAGCCUACAGAAGGGAUCCUAUAUCGAAAUUACUGUAGACAAAGGAAUGACUAUUAAGUCCACCAAACCCAUUAUGGUAACAUACAUCUUCCAAGAUUUUAUACCAGGAGUAGUUACAAUGUAUGACCCCUUUAUCACUAACGUCCCACCCUCAUUAGUCACAAGGAUGUAUUACAGAUUUAUAACACAGGCAAGAUACUACAACUUCCUCCUGAUUGUAUCCCAGGCAUCUGCAGGUGAUGGGUUCUACCUGGACCACCGUCAGAUCAGUUUGUACAGGGUUUCAUCAAAAUCUUUCAGUGGAUUCCAUGCUUGGGAGGUCCCUUUGGGUAAAACUGAUGGACAACAUGAAAUAUAUCAUGAGUCAAUGCCUUUUACAAUCUACGUUUUUGGAAUUGAGUACAUUGCUUCCUAUGGAUACUCAAUGGGACAGGAAGCAAUAUAUGCAGCACCAACAGAAGACCCAUCACCAACACCGAAAGAUGAACUAUCCCCAGCACCAACAGAAGACCAUAAACCUGAGGGCACACUAAGCUGUCUCUCUCAUGUAGCUGAAUACCAUCUACCCCUCAGCUUGGUGACUGAGGCCAAUCUCGAUGCAUCUGAUAUCCACCUGGAAGACCCUCUGUGCAAGGCGGAGCUGAAGGGAGAUGUCACUCUCAUUAAAAUACCGUUCAGUAGAUGUGGAUCUGAUGUCCUGAUUGAAGAUGGGAAGACAUACUAUGUAAAUACCAUCUACGGAACAAUCCCAGAGACCAGAGUACACCGCAUUGAGAUCCCAGUGAGGUGUGAAAUAGAAACCAAUGAGACCCUUGGGUUCUACUAUCACCCUAAAGUCACAGACGUGGUCUAUAAGAGUCACUAUAACGUCUCCCUGAAGCUCUAUCAGAACAGCGACUUUACCAACCUGAUUACCAGGUAUCCUUAUGCGGUUGACAUCCAUGGUCAUCUACACGUGGAGUUCAGAGUGGAUUCAGGUGAAACGGGGAUACAGAUCCUGGCAGAAAACUGCAGGGCUUCCCCGUCACUGGAGGAUACAGAGCGGACAUACAAUCUCAUCCAGCACGGGUGUUCUAGUGACUCUACCUUGCAGACUCACCCAGUCUCAGACCACAGGCUACAACGCUUCAGUGUCCAUGUAUUUAGGUUUUACGACUUCCAGGAGGUUUAUCUGACCUGCAACGUCAUCAUCUGUCACAAUGAUACUUCUCCAAACCACUGUACACAAGGAUGCAACAUGCGGAGACACCGACGUGAUACCCACAGCUCCGACAGGCAGCUAAACUCAGCCAGGCUAUCUCAGGGGCCUAUUCUGUUUAAGUCUGGUCAAAUCCAGGCGGAUCAUACUGUCCCAUCCUCCGUGCUUGUGGCUGUGGUGGGUGUUAUGGGCUUCUUGUCUGUGCUGGGGUUUGUGAUCCAAAAACAUCAUUAUAGGAGAAAUAAAUAUGCCCUGCUGGGAAAUGGGAGCCAGCAACAGUAAAACAGGACAGAAAAUCAGCAGACGUGGAAGAUUAAAUUUAGUUUUCACAGUAGUGAUUGUGGUAAUAUUUAAUAAGACGGAAUGAAUUAUAUUUCCACCAGCCAAUAAUAGUUGCGAACCUGAUCUCUCUAUCCAGGGGCCAAUUGGCCAUAGAGCUCCCCAGGAAGAUCCCCGGUAAGCCAACGUAUCUGCUGGUCCUGUUUUGUGUGUUGUCAUGUGGCCCCACCCCUCACAUGACAGGUAGCCCACCACACUCAGUCCCCAUUAAUUAUGUUAUUCCAUCUCUGCAGUACAGCAACUCUACCAUCCAGUGAUGCUGCCUUGGCUACACGGUAUGUUAUACCUUACACAAGACACUGUAAAAACUUGAAACCAUGCUCUCUGUAUCUCCUGCAUUGAUUAUUGCAAUAAUCUUUUUACUGGUUUUACCAAAAAGAAGCUCACACCACUGCAAUCCAUUCUGAAUGCUGCUGCGAGGCUAAUCUCCCUUGCUAGACAUUUAUCAUCUGAGUAUCUACUCUGUCAGUCUCUCCAUUGGUUACCUGUAUUCUACCGUAUUCAAUCUAAAAUACUUUUACUCACUCCCAACCCGACCUCUUCGCUCUUAACAAGAUCUACGUCUCUUAUCCACACUCAUUAUUCACUCCCACUCACUAUUUCAGGACUUCUUCGGACAGCAUCCACUCUGUGGAAUGCCCUCCCAAACACAAUAAGACUCUCCUCUAGUCUCCAAACCUAAAAGCAUUCCCUGAAAACUCACCUCUUCAGACAUGCUUAUCAAAUUCCAGAACCGCCCACAACCUUGAAAAACUUUCCAAUUACAUCCCCAAUGUACAGUCCACACAUAUCCUCACAUAUUUUCUCUUUUGUCGCUUUCCCAUCCUUCUGACCCUAGGCCAACAUGACUAUGUGACCAUAUAAUAUAGCCCGCCAAGAACCUUUGCAAUCUAGUGGACCAUUAUUCAAUACAUAACACCUAUCUUUGUGUAUCAAUGCAUAUUUUCCUAUAGAUUGUAAGCUUGUGAGCAGGGCCCUUCUACCUCUGUCUGUCUGUUAUUACCAAUUUUUGUUUUAUAACUGUUGUAAAACGCUAUGGAAUUUGCUGCUCUAUAUAAGAA